AAAACAAAAAUUAGGUUCCGUUUUAAGAACAAUCUAAUUGGCGGCUGAAAGGCGGCUAAGUAUAAAUUUAGAGAAUAAGCAAACAAAUGGAAUCUUGUAUUAAAACAAACAAAAAAAAUUAAGGUAAAGUUAAUGUUUUUUUGUUUUUUUUCCCUGGUAUAAACCGUUUUUCGCUCCGUCUUGGCGGAAGCAUCUUUAGUGAAUAUGGAGCAGCUGUUCAACAAAGUGUUACAAGUCAUCGUGAGGUGUAAGGACUGCGAGGAAAGGAGGGCAAACAUCCGAGUCACCAUUCAGCUUCAGCUGACAAAUCCAGUGCACAAAAGGGAUCUUCUCGUAAGAUUAACAGACGACGUGGAUCCAUAUUUUCUCUUCAACCUUUCAAUAUCGGAAGAAGAUUUUCUAAGUUUGAAAGUGCAGCAGGGCCUGCUGAUAGACUUUGCAUCGUUUCCUCAGAAGUUCAUCGAUUUGCUGAACUUGUGCAGCUCGGAGCAGGAGUCCGACAGUCCGAGGUUUCUCCUUCACCUGACGUGCCAGUCUGCGGUGCUUGAGGGAGCUGCCAGCUUCAGCGUUGUUGAGACAAACGCCUUCAAGCACCUGAACCAUUUGUGUCUUCGACUCGUCCAAGGCUCAGACAAGGAGCUUAAAGACUACCUGGCAGCCUGUCUGUCGUCACUGAAGGCUGAAAAACUGUCCGUAGAAUCCAAGCUGAAGAAGACUGAAGACGACCUGUCUCGACAGCUAAGUUAUGCUCAGCAGACUCUCUCAGAGAAAUCCAAAGAGUUGGAGAAAGUGCGUUCAGAAUGGACAAGUCAGAGCAGUUCUCUGUCCAGCCGUCACUUCGAUGAGUUGCAGCUGGAGAGGGAAAAGGUGGCUGAGUUACAGAGCCGGUUUCAGCGUGAGGUGGAGCAGCUACGUCAGGAGCUGGAGAGCGCUCAGAAGAAGAGUCUGCAGCAGCUCCAGAGCAGAGUGAUGGAGCUGGAGAGCUCCUGCAGCGAGCUGACCGAAAAGAAAUACAAGAACGAGUCCAUCAUCCGAGACCUGAAGGUCAAAUUCGUUGGUUCAGAGGAGGAGUGUAAACGUUCAAAGCAGCAGGUUCUGACUCUCAGGAGGGAGAACAGCACUCUGGACACUGAGGUCCAUGAAAAGGAGCGUUUGGUCAGCCAGCUGCAAAUGAGAGUAGCUGUUUUGGAACAGGAAGUCAAAGAUAAAGAUAUGCUCAUGUGCCGCACAAAAGAAGUGUUGGAGGCCACUCAGCAUCAGAAGGAAUCAGUGGCAGAAAAUGCAGAAAGUAAAGAACUGCAGAUAAGAAAACUAGAAGCAACAGUGAAAUCUCUGUCAGAGGAGCUAAUAAAGGCUAAUGGUAUAAUCAAGAAGCUGCAAGGAGAGGUCCGAGGUCUUGUUGGAAAAAUCAAAGUGAAAAACACGGUGACUGUGUCCCAGGAGAAGGUUCUCCAGGAAACACAAAGCAAGCUUCAGAGCGUGGAAAAGGAUCUCCAGAUCACUCAGCAGCAGCUCGUUACCAAGGAGGAGGAGGUUUCCAAACUGAAGGAGCAGCUAGAGAUGACCGUACAGAAGUUAAAUGAAAGCAGAGAAGUGUUAAAAACUAAUGAGAACGUUAUAAAUUGGCUUAACAAGCAGCUAAAUGAGAACCAACUGUCCAGAAAACCACAGUCUCCUGAAUGUUUGGAGAAUCCGUCUGUGUUGUCAGCAGCGACAGGACUGAAGGCCCAGUUUCAUCCUCGGCCCAGUAAACCUGCUGAUCCAGUUGGACAAACAAACACCAGACCACUGAAAACUGUAAACAGCCAGAUUGAGGACUCUGCUGGUCUGGAUUCAAAGUACUUCAGAAGAGACGACAGCAUCCCAGUUUAUAGUCUGUCUUCUAAUCUCAUUCAUGGAGAUGUUCAUCAGCGCCCAAAGCCUUCCAUAACUUCUGCUUACUUCCCUGCGUGAAGCUGACUCUGC
Messenger RNA from Nematolebias whitei (Rio pearlfish), 1965 nucleotides. It is a transcript of the gene sass6, whose product is annotated as SAS-6 centriolar assembly protein. NCBI's taxonomy places the organism in Eukaryota, Metazoa, Chordata, Actinopteri, Cyprinodontiformes, Rivulidae. Gene Ontology annotation, cellular component: centriole; centrosome. The transcript is spliced from 17 exons. Bases 205 to 1953 code for a protein of 582 amino acids. The record is from RefSeq and is a predicted model, not a curated record. Gene Ontology annotation, biological process: centriole replication.